CCCGCCAGCUCAAAAAACACCCCCUCCCCCCAUUGCCAUCCAUAAAGCAAAAUACAAAAGAAACAGCAUUUCCAAAAGCCCCGAGGAGGCCAGGCAAAAACGUAUUGAACUCGACGCACAAGUUCGAAGAAAACAUCGAGAGCAGCUUAUAACUGCUAAAAGGUUUAAACAUCACCUGGAUGAUUUCAAAGAGGAUGAUGCCGAAUCCGAAUUCGAUUUAUCACAACAAGACAUAGAAAAGCUGAAAUCGGGCUUAAAUAGUUCAAGUCGCGAUUUACGUCUUUCGAGCCUCAAAAAUCUGAGCACUUAUCUUGUGGAUCCUCCCGAAACUUUGAGAAGUUUCAUAAUUGAGGGAAAUUGCAUUGACAUUUUAACGAAAUUUAUAUCUGGCAUAGACCCAGAUGAACAAUUACAGGCGACUUGGUGCAUAACAAACAUCGCUGCAGGAUCCAAGGAACUCUGUCAAAAAGCCCUUGCCACAGUUCCAUAUUUAAUCUCUUUCCUUGAUGGAGAGAACAUUGAUCAGGCAGCUUGGACAAUUGGAAAUAUUGCGGUGGAAGGUUCAGAGUGUCGAGAUUUACUUCGUGCAAACGGUGUAUUAUUUCCCUUGAUCAAGUUACUCAACUCGCAGGAUAUAAAUCUUGUUCAAACGGCAUGUUUCGCUCUAUCAAAUCUCGCGCGCGGUCCAAACGCUAAACUUGAAGAAUUUUUCUCUGCUGGUAUAACUCAGCAUCUCAUGCGUCACCUUAAAACCGAAGAGAUGAGUGAAGUCGUCUCUGAAAUUUCUUGGGUGUUAACCUAUUUGACGAGUUGUGAUAACGACAAAUAUAGUCAAGAUUUGUUAAAAGAAGGAUUGGCACCGCUUCUGGUUAAACAUAUGCGCCCUUUAUUAAAUCGUGGUCCAUUGGCAUUGCCUUUGAUCCGUACUUUUGGAAAUAUUGCCGGUGGUCCAGAUGAUAAUACAGACAUAAUAAUUAAUCAACCGGAUUUCUUGCCUUGUAUGAUUGAAUAUGUUCAAAGCGAUUGCAGGCCUGUAAAAAAAGAAAGUUUAUGGGUGAUGUCCAAUAUAACGGCAGCUCGUCUUUCGGGUGUAUUGAUCAAAGUAUUUGAUGCGGGAUUUAUUCCAAUUCUUUCGACCAUUGCAACUCAUACUAACUUUGAUAUUCGUAAAGAGGCAGCCUAUAGUCUACUCAACAUUGCCUCACACGGUGAAGAAUACAUGAAGUCAUUGUCUCAUCAGGAACUCAUACCAGGUAAAGAUCAAUUGGUUCAUCGAUUUUUAGAAUUUAUUCGUUCUCAAGAUGUUGACUUAAUUCGCCUGGGAUUGAGCUACGUGGAAUUACUCUUGACCCAAAUUCCAGAUGGAAAGCAACUUCUUGAACGAAUGCAUGGCAUUGAUGCUUUAGAGUCUGUCACACUAUUGGAAGAUCAGUUGUUACGUAGUACG
Messenger RNA from Acaulospora morrowiae, 1447 nucleotides. The record is from the annotation of a GenBank genome assembly. NCBI's taxonomy places the organism in Eukaryota, Fungi, Glomeromycota, Glomeromycetes, Diversisporales, Acaulosporaceae.